Molecule: messenger RNA, 1585 nt
Organism: Sesamum indicum (sesame)
Lineage: Eukaryota; Viridiplantae; Streptophyta; Magnoliopsida; Lamiales; Pedaliaceae
Product: thiosulfate/3-mercaptopyruvate sulfurtransferase 1, mitochondrial
Cellular component (GO): mitochondrion
Molecular function (GO): thiosulfate-cyanide sulfurtransferase activity
Source: RefSeq, a predicted model, not a curated record
AAUGGUAUAGCUCCACAAUACUUCCCUGCAGUUCCCAAAACCUUUCGUACAAUUCUCUCGAUACAGUAAAGAAGAAAAAUCGCAAGAAGACAAAAAGCCCUGUUCUCGGAUACAGGACCAAUUUAUGUGGUUGGUUGGUGGUGGCCACUUUUUGUCACUACUAGUUUACAAAAUGACAUCUCCCAUUUUAUCACGAGCUCUCUUAGUCUUUGCCCGUCGCCGUCGCAUCAUUCAGUCUCUUCUCCUUCAUCUCUCUUCCCAAAAUCCCAGUUUGUUUUCACGGCUCUAUACCCUGUAGUAUGUCUUCAGCAGCAGUUGCCUCACAGGGGCCAUUCUCCAUGCAGUCCUUAUCAACAGAUGAGCCUGUUGUUUCAGUUUCCUGGCUCCACUCCAAUCUCCGAGAACCUAAUGUGAAGGUGUUGGAUGCUUCUUGGUACAUGCCAGAUGAACAGAGAAAUCCACUUCAAGAGUACCAGGUUGCACAUAUACCUGGUGCACUUUUCUUUGAUAUUGACGGCGUAACAGAUCGAACCACUGAUUUGCCACAUAUGUUGCCGUCAGAGGAAGGAUUUGCUGCUGCUGUUUCUGCCCUUGGCAUUGAGAAUAAAGACACGCUUGUUGUUUAUGAUGGGAAGGGAAUUUUCAGUGCAGCUCGUGUUUGGUGGAUGUUUCGAGUAUUUGGACAUGAACGGAUUUGGGUUUUGGAUGGUGGCUUUCCGAGAUGGUGUGCUUCUGGAUUUUAUGUUGAAUCAAGUGCAUCAACUGAUUCUAUCUUGAAAGCUAGUGCUGCCAGUGAUGCAAUAGAGAAAGUGUACCAAGGACAACAGGUUGGACCAAUUUCCUUCCAGACCAACUUUCAGCCACAUCUUAUCUGGACACUUGAGCAGGUUCACAAAAAUAUUGAGGAACACACGCAUCAGCAUAUAGAUGCUCGCUCAAAAGCUAGAUUUGAUGGGGUUGCACCAGAGCCACGGAAGGGAUUAAGAAGUGGUCAUGUUCCCAGGAGCAAAUGCCUUCCCUUUCCCCAGAUGUUGGAUGGCUCGCAGGCACUCUUACCUGCAGCUGAGCUGAAGAAGAAAUUUGAACAGGAAGGAAUCUCACUAGACAGCCCUGUAGUAUUGUCAUGCGGCACUGGGGUGACUGCAUGUAUUCUUGCAUUGGGCCUUUAUCGACUGGGGAAGACUGAUGUUCCAGUAUAUGAUGGGUCAUGGACAGAAUGGGUCAUGAGGAGCAAUCCUGAUACACUCUCCUCUUCCCAGGUGUAGAUCUAACGAGUACGUUUGAUGGCAAUUGGUUCCAUGGACACCAACACAAUCUGAUGAUAUGAUUUGUUGCCAAGUCAUCACUGAUUAUGACGAAAUGAAAAUGUAAUUAGUUGCAUGUACUAAAGAUUUUAUUCUUGAAGGAUUGAAAGAAGCAACAGGAUCUCUACAUAGUUAUUGCCGGUUGGAGUAUCUUUACUGAAAGCGGAGGGAGAAUGCCGACUUCUUUAUUUUCUGUCUUCUUUAAUGUGAAGUGUUGCGCUUUCAUAUUUUUCUUGAUGGCGCAGUCACACAAUAAAUAAAGCAAUGAUCUCCAGAAAACA